Messenger RNA from Fusarium redolens, 1813 nucleotides. RefSeq names its product major facilitator superfamily domain-containing protein. NCBI's taxonomy places the organism in Eukaryota, Fungi, Ascomycota, Sordariomycetes, Hypocreales, Nectriaceae. The transcript has 5 exons. The record is from RefSeq and is a predicted model, not a curated record. The coding region runs from base 1 to 1692 and encodes 563 amino acids. Gene Ontology annotation, biological process: transmembrane transport. Gene Ontology annotation, molecular function: transmembrane transporter activity.
AUGGAAAGAGAUAGCGAGAAAUAUCAUGAUCGUCCAAACGUAAACGAUAAUGCUUUCGCGCAAGCCGGCGUUCGACAGGUCGAGGCCAUCACAGCAGUUUGGAGUACCAGGAUGCUAUGGACCGUCUUUGUAUUACUCUACGUAAUUAAUGUUAUCGAUGCGAUCCUCCAACACAUCCAAUCUUCGCUUACUCCCUACGUAACGUCGGCCUUUGCGCAGCAUGGCCUGCUUGCCACCACAAGCGUUGUGUCGUCCAUCGUCGGCGGCGUCUGCCAACUCACGAUUGCCAAAGUCAUUGAUAUAUGGGGCCGUGGCCAGGGCUACACCGUCAUGCUCGUGCUCUGCGUUGUCGGGCUGACUAUGAAGGCAACUUGCGACAGCGUGGAGAUGUAUGCUGCAGCGCACACACUGUAUUGGAUAGGCCAUAUUGGCAUCGGCUACAUCAUAACAGUUGUGCUCGCUGAUAUGACAACGCUGCAGAACCGUACGAUCAUGUUUGGAAUUAACACGACACCAUCGAUCAUAAGCACUUUUGCCGGGCCCAAAAUUGCUGAGUUAUUCUUGCAAAAAGUUAACUUCCGUUGGGCAUUUGGUGGAUUCUCCAUAAUCUUGACCGCCUUUUCAUUACCUAUUCUCACCGUCUUCUUCCUCCAUCAACGCAGAGCUAUUAGCCUCGGUGUUAUCGAGAAGGAAACCACAAAGCGGAGUGCCUGGGCAUUGAUGGUGUAUUAUUUUUGGCAAUUUGACACUGUUGGCCUUUUCCUUGUCACAGCCGGAUGGUCUUUACUGCUUUUACCGUUCAGUAUCGCGCGAUCAGCGCCCCGGGGGUGGACCACAGGUUACAUCAUCGCAAUGAUCGUGCUUGGUGUGCUCAUACUUAUCGCCUCUAUCUAUUGGGAAAGGUCAUUCGCCAAGAUUCCGUUCUUCCCUUGGCAGUUCCUCAAAAACCGAACUGUAUGGGCAUCUUGUCUUUUGAAUGGGCUGAUGUUCAUGUCUGUAUUCGUGUGGGAAGCGUACUACACAUCGUAUUUGCAGGUCGUGCAUAGUCAAAGUGUUCGUGACGCGGGCUAUAUCUCAGGAACUUUCAACGUUUUCUCCUCGUUCGUGGGACCUUUUGUUGGUUUGCUGAUUCGCUAUACCAAUGAUUACAAAUGGACUUCCCUGGUGGGAGUUCCUUUUGCCGCUAUGGGAAGUGCAUUAUUAGUUCACUUCCGUCGCCCCGAUACCAACAUCGGCUUUCUUGUUAUGUGCCAAAUAUUUACUGGGGCCGCAAUAGGAAUUUGGGGCCUCACAGCGCAGCUCGCUUUGAUGGCUUCAGUCCGUCAUCAGGAAGUGGCUAUCGCCCUCGCAAUGAGCGGCCUUUUUGGUUCCAUCGGUGUAUCUCUUGGGUUCACAGUUGCAGGUGCUCUAUGGACCAAUAUUGUACCAACUAAAUUGUACGAGACGCUACCAGAGGACAGUAAAAACCUGACCAGCGUCCUCUUUGGGGACAUAAUGGAGCAGCUAUCGUACCCUAUAGGAAGUCCGAUUCGCGAUGCCGUUAUCAUAGCUUUUCAAGAUGCGCAACACAAGAUGGUCAUCAUUGGAGCGUGCUUAGUACCGUUCAUGUUGGCUUGCAUUUUCGCCUGGAAGAAAAUCGAUUUGAGGAAGCGACAGCAGGAAGAAGGCCAAUCCAAAGGAAAUAUCUUUUGAACUUGGAAGCUAGAACCUAUACUUCGGCAUUCCUCGGGCAAACGGGAUCUCUGGCGAAAGGAAUCGACAUAUAUCAUGUACGCUACGAGUCUAUUUAAUAGCUUAUUGCUGGAAGAAUGAU